AAAAGCUCUAGCUGAAUUUGUCAUUUCUGAGGAAGGAAUUGAUCUGCCAAUCGCUAUAAUAAGGCCGUCAAUCGUGGGUGCUUCAUGGAAAGAACCGUUUCCAGUAUGUACAAACUAAAACUGUUUAUCUUUGUGAUAAUUUUAAUCAAUUUUAAGGGUUGGACUGAUAAUUACAAUGGUCCAUCUGGACUUAUUAUUGCGUUGGGCAAAGGAAUGUUGCGUACAAUGUUAGGCAAUAGUAAUGCAAGAGCGGAUAUUAUACCAGUGGACAUCGUCGUCAAUAUGAUGAUAUCUGUUGCGUGGUAUACAGCAGUUAAACGAUUUAACUAUUUUUCUCGUCGAAUGAUUGAAGAGAUAUUACCAGCAUUCAUUCUUGAUAUUUAUGUUCGUUUAACUGGACGAAAACCAAUGUAA
Didymodactylos carnosus is the source of this 414-nucleotide messenger RNA. The record is from the annotation of a GenBank genome assembly. NCBI's taxonomy places the organism in Eukaryota, Metazoa, Rotifera, Eurotatoria, Philodinida, Philodinidae.